This is a messenger RNA of Meyerozyma guilliermondii ATCC 6260, 729 nucleotides long. RefSeq names its product Sec63 complex subunit. Gene Ontology annotation, biological process: post-translational protein targeting to membrane, translocation. NCBI's taxonomy places the organism in Eukaryota, Fungi, Ascomycota, Pichiomycetes, Serinales, Debaryomycetaceae. The coding region runs from base 1 to 729 and encodes 242 amino acids. The transcript has a single exon. The record is from RefSeq and is a predicted model, not a curated record. Gene Ontology annotation, cellular component: Sec62/Sec63 complex.
AUGUUCUGCUUGUAUUCUGUUGUCCUGCACGCACUGCCAAGUCGCUACGUGGAAAUUUUAGUUGCAAGCCGUCUUACUCUCUUAAACAUGGACGAGGAAACGACACAGGAACAAAUCAAGAUCUCCGUGGUCACUCCGUUGAUCUAUGUGGGGGUGCUUCUUGGUGCGUUUGUGAUGUUUUCGAUUUUUUAUAGACGUAAUAAGAUCCAAAAGUUGGCGGAAAUCGAGCCCAUUUUCAAAGAGAAUCAUCCAGCUUCUCUUUAUGCCUUUUUGAAGCUGCAAUACGUGGACCCUGAAGUUCCCAAAGACCAGAAACCACAUGAAAAAGUGAUGAAAGCAGCUUUGUUGCGUCGGGGUGUUGAAGCCAUUCGCAGAUCGUUGAAGCUCAAAGAGAACGAACCCAUAUUUAACCGUUUAUAUCAGGAAGGACUCAUUGGAGACGACGUGUUCCGUCAGUUUGAAUUCCAGGCUAAGUUCCAGGAAAUUGAGAUCAAGCAAAUUGUUCAAGAAUGUGAAUCAUAUAAAAAAGGAUGGGCCCAACUGUUCUUUCCAGUAGCCCAAGAAAUAUGCUUUAAUGAGGCAUUAAGAAGGAGAUUGAAUGCUAUGACUGAAAGGGGAAACAGCUUGGCGGAAGUAUGGGGCUACCAGGUUGAUCGGAUCGAAAAGGCUGCUGAGGUUGUGGACGACAAGAUUGAGAAGAGUGAGAAGAAGAACAAGAAGAAGAAGUGA